ACACAGUGAAUGCUUCAUGGUGCUGGAGAUCAGAAUUUAUUUACCUCCCUAUAUCCUACGCUUUCUCAGCAGCUUCCAAGAGAACCGAUGGAAUGGAGGAGGUCUUAUGGCCGUGCUCCAAAGAUGAUUCAUCUAGAAUCUAACUUUGUUCAAUUUAAAGAGGAGCUACUACCCAAAGAGGGGAAUAAGGCUCUUUUGACCUUUCCCUUUCUUCAUAUUUAUUGGACAGAAUGUUGUGACACGGAAGUGUACAAAGCUACUGUCAAGGAUGACAUCACCAAGUGGCAGAACGUUCUCAAAGCUAACAGCUCAGUGGACUGGCUAAUUGUAGUAGUUGAGAGUGAUGCCAAGAAGAAGAACAAAACAAAUAUCCUUCCCCGAACCUCUAUAGUCGAUAAAAUAAGAAAUGACUUCUGUAACAAACAAAGUGACAGAUGUGUGGUACUUUCUGACCCUUUGAAAGACUCUUCCCGUUCUCAGGAAUCUUGGAAUGCCUUCCUGACCAAACUCAGGACGUUGCUUCUCAUGUCUUUCACCAAAAACUUAGGCAAGUUUGAAGAUGACAUGAGAACUCUGAGAGAGAAAAGAACUGAGCCAGGCUGGAGCUUCUGCGAGUAUUUCAUGGUCCAGGAAGAACUGGCCUUUGUCUUUGAGAUGCUGCAGCAAUUUGAGGAUGCGCUAGUGCAGUACGAUGAACUGGAUGCCUUGUUUUCUCAGUAUGUUGUCAACUUUGGGGCUGGUGAUGGUGCAAAUUGGCUGACUUUUUUUUGCCAGCCAGUGAGGAGCUGGAAUGGAUUAAUUCUCCGAAAACCCAUAGAUAUGGAGAAGAGAGAGCUAAUUCAGAAUCAAGAAGCUACUCUACUGGACUUGCGUAGCUACCUAUUUUCUCGCCAGUGCACGUUGUUAAUCUUCCUGCAGAGACCCUGGGAGGUUUCCCAGCGAGCACUGGAGCUCCUUCACAACUGUGUGCAAGAACUCAAGUUAUUAGAAGUGUCUGUUCCUCCUGGAGCAUUGGAUUGUUGGGUAUUUUUGAGUUGCUUGGAAGUCUUACAAAGAAUAGAAGGCUGCUGUGAUAGGGCUCAAAUAGAUGCGAAUGUUUCCCAUACAGUUGGUUUAUGGAGCUAUGCCACUGAGAAGCUAAAAUCUCUGGGCUAUCUGUGUGGACUUGCAUCAGAGAAGGGGCCCAAUUCAGAAGAUCUUAACAGAACUGUUGAUCUGUUAGCAGGGCUGGGAGCAGAACGCCCUGAAACAGCCAACACCUCACAGAGCCCUUAUAAGAAACUUAAAGAAGCCUUAUCGUCUGUAGACGCUUUUGAAAAACACUACUUAGAUCUAUCCCAUGCCACCAUUGAAAUGUACACAAAUAUUGGAAGAAUUCGUUCAGCUAAGCUUGUUGGGAAGGACUUGGCAGAAUUUUAUAUGAGGAAGAAAGGUCCACAGAAAGCAGAGGUCUAUCUUCAAGGAGCACUGAAAACGUACCUUGCUGAGGGCUGGGCGUUGCUUGUCACACAUACAAGGAAACAGUUAGCGGAGUGUCAGAAACAGCUUGGGCAAAUAGAAAAUUAUCUUCAAACAAGCAGCCUUUUAGCCAGUGAUGAUCACUUAACAGAAGAUGAACGCAAACGCUUCUGCCACGAAAUUCUAGAUUUUGCCAGUCAGCAAGCAGAGAGUCAAGGUCAAAAGGUUAUACUGUCUAUGCACUCCUUUGCACAGUUGAAAACUCUACAUUUUGAUCCUCCAAAUGCUGUUGUCCAUGUGGGUGGAAAGUUGUCUAUUGAGCUGACUUUACUGAGCCAAAUGCCCAUCCCUGUCCAAGUGGAUCAGAUUGCUAUCUACGUUCACUUCAGCAUUGAGAAAAAUAGUUACAGAAAAACAGCUGAGUGGCUCACUAAGCACAAAACUUCUAAUGGUGUAAUCAACUUUCCAAGCGAGGUCACAGGCUUUCCUUUGUCGAGAAACAGCUUGCCAGCAUUGGAGUUAAAUGAUAUGUAUGAACGCAGUCCUUCCGAUAACUCUUUGAACACAGCAGGAAUUAUCUGCAAAAAUGUGCACAUGCUGCUGCGAAGGCAGGAGAGCAGCACUUCUCUGGAUAUGCCCUCCGGAGUCACUCUAGAAGAUGGGGCUCACAUGUUAAAAUGUAAUGACUUAAUACUGGAACCAGGGAUCAAUAAAAUAACGUUCAAAACUCAGGCCAAAGAACCUGGGACAUACACGCUCAGGCAGCUGUGCACUUCAGUGGGAAAAGUACAAUUUGUCCUUCUUCAUAUAUACCCAAUUGUGCAGUAUGAUGUAUAUUCUCAGGAGCCUCAGCUAAAAGUGGAACCGAUGACUGAUAGCCUUUUGGCUGGCAUACCACAGAAGGUGAAAUUCACAGUAAUUACUGGUCAUUACACCAUGAAGAGUGGGGAUACUUUGCAGCUCAGUAAUGCUGAUGCCAUGCCUAUUCUGUACCAUCCAGAGAGCAAGGCAGUCAUCUAUUCCAACACAAGAGAAAAGAUCUCGGAAUCGUCAUUAAGGAUUCAGUCUUCUGAAAAGAUCACGAGCAUCAGUUUGCCAGUGACUCCAGCAUAUCAUGUGAUUGAGUUUGAAUUAGAAGUCAUAUAUUUGCCAUCAACCCCAGAAUUUGCAGUGGAGAGAGAAAAUACUGUAAAUAAAGAAGUUCAUAGGAAAAAUAGAGAGAAGCAGAAACUGGACAACCACAUGGCUACUGUUGACCAAAAAGUGACCAUUGAUUGUCCUUGGUCAAUAUACUCCACUAUUAUUGCAUUAACAUUCUGCAUACCUUUUAAUGCCAAGCAUUCCUUAUUGUCAACUGGCAAACGGAAAUAUGUGCAAGUCUGUAUACAGAAUUUGUCAGAGCUCUGUUUCCAGCUUUCAGACAACAGCCUAAAAAAUUCUGCUAGUUGUGCAGAUUUGCAGCUGGUACCUCUGAACUCUGAAUCUCAACAGGUCAUAUACAGUAAGCAAUCAAUAUUCUUUGUAUGGGAAUUGAAAUGGACAAAAGAGCUUCCCCCGUCCUUGCAGUGCCUGUUUUCAGUCAGCUUUUGUCCAGCUACCUCUGAAGAACAGUCCCUUACCCUGAAGCCGUUCACUUACGAAUUCCAAGUGGAAAAUUUUUUUACAUUGUAUAAUGUGAAAACUGAAAUUUUUCCCCCGUUGGGGGCAGAGUAUUGUAAAACAGGCUCACUCUGCUCUUUAGAGGUGUCAAUUACCCGACUUGCGGAUCUCUUGGAGGUUGACAGAGAUGAAGCAUUAACAGAGUCAGAUGGAUAUUGUACAACAAAACUGAUGUAUGAAGUUGUUGACAACAGUAGUAACUGGGCAGUCUGUGGAAAAAGUUCAGGAGUGAUAUCUAUGCCUGUAGCACCUCGAGCAACUCACAAAGUCCACAUGGAAGUGAUGCCACUCUUUGCUGGAUAUUUACCCUUUCCUGAUGUCAGAUUAUUUAAAUACCUCCCUCAUCAUUCUGCUCACUCCAUGCAACUUGAUGCUGAUAGCUGGAUUGAGAAUGAUAACUUGUCUGUGGACAAGAAUGUGGAUGAUCAAGCUGACAGCAGCAGCAUAAGGAGCAGAGGUAGCUUGCAUUCUGCAGCUAGUGGGGAGCACAAAGGUUUGCCAAUGCCUCGUCUACAAUCCUUUUCAUCUGGUCAGGUCUUCAACUGCAGCACCGGAAUGCAAAUACUUGUCAUUCCCAGCAAGGACGACCAUGUUCUGGAAGUCAAUAUCACAUGACAACUUGAUAUAAAAACAAAGAAAACAACCUUUAGAAACUGGAUAUGAAAGCACUUUAGAGGGUCAUGACUUGAUUAGUCUUUGCUGUAACAUUCUAACUUUAACCAGACCUAUGGCACUCAACACUUACUGGCCAUGGAAGCACCAGACAAUUGUAUCAAUUCAAAUGUACAGAGAAG
Struthio camelus australis is the source of this 3911-nucleotide messenger RNA. NCBI's taxonomy places the organism in Eukaryota, Metazoa, Chordata, Aves, Struthioniformes, Struthionidae. The record is from RefSeq and is a predicted model, not a curated record.